CCAGAAUAGACGGGACCAUAGACAGUUCCCCAUGUUUAAAGAUCACGCAGAAGUCUUUUGGUUCUCAGAACAGCAGCACUGAUAUCAUGUUUUAUCGUCUGAGCAUGCCGAUCGAGUGCGCAGAGGUCUUCUCCAAGAGUGUGGCUGGAGGGCUCCCUGGUGCUGGCCUCUUUGGACCAAAGAAUGAUUUGGAGGACUAUGAUGCAGAUUCUGAUUUUGAAGUUCUUAUGAAAACAGCUCAUGGCCAUCUGGUGCCCGAUCGUGUUGACAAAGAAGCUACAAGGCCAGAGUUUAAUAACCACAAAGAUUAUGCUCAGGAAAAGCCCUCUCGUCUGAAACAAAGAUUUCUGCUUAGAAGAACAAAGCCAGAUUAUAGCACAAGCCAUUCUGCAAGACUCACUGAAGAUGUCCUUGCCGAUGAUCGGGACGACUAUGAUUACUUGAUGCAGACGUCAACGUACUAUUACUCAGUGAGGAUUUUUCCUGGACAAGAACCUGCUAAUGUCUGGGUGGGCUGGAUUACAUCAGAUUUUCAUCAGUAUGAUACAGGCUUUGACUUGGACAGAGUUCGUACUGUAACAGUUACUCUGGGAGAUGAAAAAGGAAAAGUGCAUGAAAGCAUCAAACGCAGCAACUGCUACAUGGUGUGUGCGGGCGAGAGCAUGAGUCCUGGGCAAGGGCGCAACAACAACGGGCUGGAGAUCGGCUGUGUGGUGGACGCCACCAGUGGGCUGCUUACCUUCAUCGCCAAUGGCAAGGAGCUGAGCACCUACUAUCAGGUGGAGCCAAGUACAAAAUUAUUUCCUGCAGUUUUUGCCCAAGCGACAAGUCCCAAUGUUUUCCAGUUUGAAUUGGGAAGAAUAAAGAAUGUGAUGCCUCUUUCGGCGGGAUUAUUCAAGAGUGAGCACAAAAACCCUGUGCCCCAGUGCCCUCCACGUCUCCACGUGCAGUUCCUAUCCCACGUCCUGUGGAGCAGAAUGCCAAACCAGUUUUUGAAAGUAGAUGUCUCUCGAAUAAGUGAACGCCAAGGCUGGCUGGUGCAGUGUUUGGAUCCUCUGCAGUUCAUGUCUCUUCAUAUCCCCGAGGAAAACAGAUCUGUCGACAUAUUGGAGCUGACCGAGCAGGAGGAAUUGCUGAAAUUUCACUAUCACACUCUCCGCCUCUACUCAGCCGUGUGUGCUCUUGGGAACCACCGGGUGGCCCAUGCCCUGUGCAGCCACGUGGAUGAGCCCCAGCUCCUCUACGCCAUUGAGAACAAGUACAUGCCUGGUUUGCUGCGCGCCGGCUACUAUGACCUACUGAUCGACAUCCAUCUGAGCUCCUAUGCCACCGCCCGGCUCAUGAUGAACAAUGAGUUCAUCGUCCCCAUGACAGAGGAGACGAAGAGCAUCACCCUCUUCCCCGAUGAGAAUAAGAAGCACGGCCUCCCAGGGAUUGGCCUGAGCACCUCGCUCAGGCCGCGGAUGCAGUUCUCGUCCCCCAGUUUUGUUAGCAUCAGUAAUGACUGCUACCAGCACAGUCCGGAAUUCCCACUGGACAUCCUAAAGACCAAAACCAUGCAGAUGCUGACGGAAGCUGUGAAAGAGGGCAGUCUUCAUGCCCGGGACCCAGUCGGGGGCACCACUGAGUUCCUCUUUGUCCCUCUCAUCAAGCUUUUCUACACCCUGCUGAUCAUGGGCAUCUUUCACAAUGAGGACCUGAAGCACAUCCUGCAGCUGAUUGAGCCCAGCGUGUUUAAGGAAGCUGCCACUGAGGAGGAGGAGAGUGAUGCCCUGGAGCAAGAGCUCAGUGCUGCUGAAGACCCGAAGCUGGAAGGAGCUGGGGAAGAGGAAGCCAAGGGGAGGAAGAGGCCCAAGGAGGGCCUGCUGCAGAUGAAGCUGCCAGAGCCAGUUAAGUUGCAGAUGUGCCUCCUGCUUCAAUACCUCUGUGACUGCCAGGUCCGGCACCGGAUAGAAGCCAUUGUCGCCUUUUCAGAUGACUUUGUAGCUAAGCUCCAAGACAAUCAGCGCUUCCGAUAUAACGAAGUUAUGCAAGCCUUAAACAUGUCGGCUGCACUCACAGCCAGGAAAACAAAGGAAUUUAGAUCACCACCUCAAGAACAGAUCAAUAUGCUUCUCAAUUUUAAGGAUGACAAAAGUGAAUGUCCAUGUCCUGAAGAAAUUCGUGACCAGCUCUUGGAUUUCCAUGAAGAUUUGAUGACCCAUUGUGGAAUUGAGCUGGAUGAAGAUGGGUCUCUGGAUGGGAACAGUGAUUUAACAAUUAGAGGGCGUCUGCUGUCCCUGGUAGAAAAGGUGACAUACCUGAAGAAGAAACAAGCAGAAAAACCGGUUGAGAGUGACUCCAAGAAGUCCUCCAGUCUUCAGCAGUUGAUUUCUGAGACCAUGGUUCGUUGGGCUCAAGAGUCUGUCAUUGAGGACCCUGAGUUGGUGAGAGCCAUGUUUGUGCUGCUCCAUCGACAGUAUGACGGCAUCGGAGGUCUGGUUCGGGCUCUGCCAAAGACCUACACUAUAAAUGGUGUCUCUGUGGAGGACACCAUCAACCUACUGGCAUCUCUUGGUCAGAUUCGGUCUCUACUGAGUGUGAGAAUGGGCAAAGAAGAAGAGAAGCUUAUGAUUCGUGGAUUAGGGGAUAUCAUGAAUAAUAAAGUGUUUUACCAGCAUCCUAAUCUCAUGAGGGCCCUGGGGAUGCACGAGACAGUGAUGGAGGUCAUGGUGAACGUCCUCGGAGGUGGGGAGUCCAAGGAAAUCACCUUUCCCAAGAUGGUGGCCAACUGUUGCCGUUUUCUCUGCUACUUCUGUCGUAUAAGUAGGCAGAAUCAAAAAGCUAUGUUUGAUCAUCUCAGUUACUUACUGGAAAACAGCAGUGUUGGUCUCGCCUCACCAGCUAUGAGAGGUUCGACACCACUGGAUGUGGCAGCAGCCUCGGUGAUGGAUAAUAAUGAACUUGCCCUAGCUCUGCGCGAGCCAGAUCUGGAAAAGGUAGUUCGUUAUUUGGCUGGCUGUGGACUGCAGAGUUGCCAGAUGCUGGUGUCUAAGGGUUAUCCAGACAUCGGGUGGAAUCCAGUUGAGGGAGAGAGAUAUCUUGACUUUCUCAGAUUCGCUGUCUUCUGUAAUGGAGAGAGUGUGGAAGAAAAUGCAAAUGUCGUGGUGAGACUGCUCAUUCGGAGGCCUGAGUGUUUUGGUCCUGCUUUGAGAGGGGAAGGUGGGAAUGGUCUUCUUGCAGUCAUGGAAGAAGCCAUAAAAAUAGCUGAGGAUCCUUCCCGAGAUGGUCCCUCACCAACUAGCGGAUCCAGUAAAACACUUGAUACAGAAGAGGAGGAAGAUGACACUAUCCACAUGGGGAACGCGAUCAUGACCUUUUAUGCAGCUUUGAUUGACCUCUUAGGACGCUGUGCCCCGGAGAUGCAUUUGAUUCAUGCCGGUAAGGGAGAAGCCAUCAGAAUCAGGUCUAUUUUGAGAUCCCUAAUUCCACUGGGAGAUUUGGUAGGAGUAAUCAGCAUUGCUUUUCAGAUGCCAACAAUAGCCAAAGAUGGGAAUGUGGUGGAGCCUGACAUGUCUGCGGGGUUCUGCCCAGAUCACAAGGCAGCCAUGGUUUUAUUCCUCGACAGGGUUUACGGAAUCGAGGUUCAAGAUUUUCUCCUGCAUCUUCUUGAGGUUGGCUUUCUACCAGAUCUCCGGGCCGCUGCCUCUUUAGAUACGGCUGCUUUGAGUGCUACCGACAUGGCCUUGGCCCUCAAUCGGUACCUCUGCACAGCCGUCCUGCCUUUGUUAACGAGAUGCGCCCCUCUUUUUGCGGGCACAGAGCACCACGCUUCCCUCAUUGACUCGUUACUUCAUACUGUGUACAGACUUUCUAAGGGCUGCUCUCUCACCAAAGCUCAACGGGAUUCCAUCGAAGUGUGUUUACUCUCCAUUUGUGGCCAGUUGAGACCUUCGAUGAUGCAGCACUUACUCAGAAGAUUAGUAUUUGAUGUUCCAUUGUUAAAUGAACAUGCCAAGAUGCCUCUUAAGCUGCUGACAAAUCAUUAUGAAAGAUGCUGGAAAUAUUACUGCCUGCCUGGAGGGUGGGGAAACUUUGGUGCUGCCUCAGAAGAAGAACUUCAUUUAUCAAGAAAGUUGUUCUGGGGCAUUUUUGAUGCCCUGUCUCAAAAGAAAUAUGAACAAGAACUUUUCAAACUGGCACUGCCUUGCCUGAGUGCAGUUGCGGGAGCUUUGCCUCCAGACUACAUGGAAUCAAAUUAUGUCAGUAUGAUGGAAAAACAGUCAUCAAUGGAUUCUGAAGGGAACUUUAACCCACAACCUGUUGAUACCUCAAAUAUUACAAUUCCUGAGAAGUUGGAAUACUUCAUUAACAAAUACGCAGAGCAUUCCCAUGACAAAUGGUCGAUGGACAAGUUGGCAAAUGGAUGGAUUUAUGGAGAGAUAUUUUCAGAUUCUUCUAAGGUUCAACCAUUAAUGAAGCCAUAUAAACUAUUAUCUGAAAAGGAAAAAGAAAUUUAUCGCUGGCCAAUCAAAGAAUCUUUAAAAACUAUGCUGGCCUGGGGUUGGAGAAUUGAGAGAACCCGGGAGGGAGACAGCAUGGCUCUUUAUAACCGGACGCGUCGUAUUUCUCAGACUAGCCAGGUUUCUGUAGAUGCUGCCCAUGGUUAUAGCCCUCGAGCCAUUGACAUGAGCAACGUCACACUAUCCAGAGACCUGCAUGCUAUGGCAGAAAUGAUGGCCGAAAACUACCAUAAUAUAUGGGCAAAGAAAAAGAAACUGGAGUUGGAGUCCAAAGGAGGUGGAAACCAUCCCCUGCUGGUGCCUUAUGAUACACUGACAGCCAAAGAGAAAGCCAAGGAUAGGGAAAAAGCACAGGACAUCCUCAAGUUCUUGCAGAUCAAUGGAUAUGCUGUGUCCAGAGGAUUCAAGGACCUGGAGUUGGACACACCUUCUAUUGAGAAACGAUUUGCCUAUAGUUUCCUCCAGCAACUCAUUCGCUAUGUGGAUGAAGCCCAUCAGUAUAUCCUGGAGUUUGAUGGUGGCAGCAGAAGCAAAGGAGAGCAUUUCCCUUAUGAACAAGAAAUCAAGUUCUUUGCAAAAGUCGUUCUUCCUUUAAUUGAUCAGUAUUUCAAAAACCAUCGUUUAUACUUCUUAUCUGCAGCAAGUAGACCUCUCUGCUCUGGAGGACACGCAUCAAACAAGGAGAAAGAAAUGGUGACUAGCCUAUUCUGCAAACUUGGAGUUCUUGUCAGGCAUAGGAUUUCACUAUUUGGAAAUGAUGCCACCUCAAUUGUCAACUGUCUUCAUAUUUUGGGUCAGACUUUGGAUGCAAGGACUGUGAUGAAGACUGGUCUGGAGAGUGUUAAAAGUGCACUGAGAGCUUUUCUGGACAACGCUGCAGAGGAUCUGGAGAAGACAAUGGAAAAUCUUAAGCAGGGCCAGUUCACCCACACCCGAAACCAACCCAAAGGGGUGACUCAGAUUAUCAAUUACACCACGGUGGCACUGUUGCCGAUGCUGUCAUCAUUAUUUGAACACAUUGGCCAACAUCAGUUUGGAGAAGAUCUAAUAUUGGAAGAUGUACAGGUGUCUUGUUAUAGAAUUCUGACUAGCUUAUAUGCUUUGGGAACCAGCAAGAGUAUUUAUGUGGAGAGGCAACGUUCUGCAUUAGGAGAAUGUCUAGCUGCCUUUGCUGGUGCCUUUCCUGUAGCGUUUCUGGAAACUCAUCUUGACAAACAUAACAUUUACUCCAUCUACAACACUAAGUCUUCACGGGAGAGAGCAGCUCUCAGUUUGCCAGCUAGUGUGGAAGAUGUUUGUCCAAAUAUACCGUCUUUGGAGAAACUCAUGGAAGAAAUUGUGGAAUUAGCCGAGUCUGGCAUCCGCUACACUCAAAUGCCACAUGUCAUGGAAGUCGUACUGCCCAUGCUUUGUAGCUACAUGUCUCGCUGGUGGGAGCACGGCCCUGAGAACAAUCCAGAAAGGACUGAGAUGUGCUGUACAGCUCUGAACUCAGAACACAUGAACACACUGCUGGGGAACAUAUUGAAAAUAAUCUAUAAUAACUUGGGCAUUGAUGAGGGAGCCUGGAUGAAGAGGUUAGCAGUGUUUUCCCAGCCUAUUAUAAAUAAAGUGAAACCUCAGCUCUUGAAAACUCAUUUCCUGCCCUUAAUGGAGAAACUCAAGAAAAAGGCAGCCAUGGUGGUGUCUGAGGAAGACCACAUGAAAGCUGAGGCCAGGGGGGAUAUGUCUGAGGCUGAACUUCUCAUCCUCGAUGAGUUCACCACGCUGGCCAGAGACCUCUAUGCCUUCUACCCGCUCUUGAUUAGAUUUGUGGACUAUAACAGGGCAAAGUGGCUGAAGGAGCCAAACCCAGAAGCCGAGGAACUCUUCCGCAUGGUGGCCGAAGUGUUCAUCUUCUGGUCAAAAUCCCACAAUUUCAAAAGAGAAGAACAGAACUUCGUUGUACAGAAUGAAAUCAACAACAUGUCUUUCCUUAUUACUGAUACCAAGUCAAAGAUGUCAAAGGCAGCUGUUUCUGAUCAGGAAAGGAAGAAGAUAAGGCGCAAAGGGGACCGGUAUUCCAUGCAGACCUCUCUCAUCGUGGCGGCUCUGAGGCGGCUGCUGCCCAUUGGUUUGAACAUCUGUGCCCCUGGGGACCAGGAGCUGAUUGCUCUGGCCAAAAAUCGAUUGAGUCUGAAAGACACUGAGGAUGAAGUACGAGAUAUAAUCCGCAGUAAUAUUCAUUUACAAGGCAAGUUAGAGGAUCCUGCUAUUAGAUGGCAAAUGGCUCUUUACAAAGAUUUACCAAAUAGGACCGAAGAUACCUCGGAUCCAGAGAAGACAGUAGAAAGAGUUUUGGAUAUAGCAAAUGUGCUUUUUCAUCUUGAACAGGUGGAACAUCCUCAGAGGUCUAAAAAGGCUGUUUGGCACAAACUCCUCUCUAAGCAGAGGAAGAGGGCAGUGGUCGCCUGCUUCCGGAUGGCCCCCUUAUAUAAUCUGCCAAGGCAUCGGGCUGUCAAUCUCUUUCUUCAGGGAUAUGAAAAAUCUUGGAUUGAAACAGAAGAGCAUUACUUUGAAGAUAAACUAAUAGAAGAUUUAGCAAAACCUGGGGCCAAACCUCCAGAAGAAGAUGAAGGCACUAAGAGAGUGGAUCCUCUGCAUCAGCUGAUCCUUCUCUUUAGUCGAACGGCUUUAACAGAGAAAUGCAAACUGGAGGAAGAUUUUUUAUAUAUGGCUUAUGCAGAUAUUAUGGCAAAGAGUUGUCAUGAUGAGGAAGAUGAUGAUGGUGAAGAAGAGGUGAAGAGUUUUGAAGUCACAGGAUCCCAACGCAGCAAGGAAAAAGAAAUGGAAAAGCAAAAGCUUCUGUACCAGCAAGCCAGACUGCAUGACCGAGGUGCUGCCGAAAUGGUGCUACAGACUAUCAGUGCCAGCAAAGGUGAAACUGGACCAAUGGUAGCUGCUACUUUGAAACUUGGAAUUGCCAUUUUAAAUGGUGGGAAUUCUACAGUACAGCAGAAAAUGCUUGACUACCUCAAGGAGAAGAAGGAUGUGGGUUUCUUCCAGAGCCUGGCGGGCCUGAUGCAGUCGUGUAGUGUCCUUGACCUAAAUGCAUUUGAGCGACAGAACAAAGCUGAAGGACUUGGCAUGGUGACAGAGGAAGGAUCAGCCUCUCACUUUGAAAGUCACAGACUGCGGACUGGAGAAAAGGUUCUGCAGGACGACGAGUUCACCUGUGACCUCUUCCGAUUCCUGCAACUACUUUGUGAGGGACACAGCUCAGAUUUUCAAAAUUAUCUGAGAACUCAAACUGGCAAUAAUACAACUGUCAACAUAAUCAUCUCUACUGUAGACUAUCUGCUGAGAGUUCAGGAAUCAAUCAGUGAUUUCUAUUGGUAUUACUCUGGGAAAGAUGUUAUUGAUGAGCAGGGACAGCGGAAUUUCUCCAAAGCUAUUCAAGUAGCAAAACAAGUCUUUAACACUCUUACAGAGUAUAUUCAGGGUCCCUGCACUGGGAACCAGCAAAGCCUGGCCCACAGCCGGCUGUGGGACGCAGUGGUGGGCUUUCUGCACGUGUUUGCCCACAUGCAAAUGAAGCUGUCUCAGGAUUCCAGCCAAAUUGAGCUAUUAAAAGAAUUAAUGGAUCUUCAAAAGGAUAUGGUGGUCAUGUUGCUGUCCAUGUUAGAAGGUAAUGUCGUUAAUGGGACAAUCGGCAAACAGAUGGUCGAUAUGCUUGUGGAGUCUUCCAAUAACGUGGAGAUGAUUCUCAAAUUUUUUGACAUGUUUUUAAAACUAAAGGAUUUGACAUCUUCCGAUACAUUUAAAGAAUAUGAUCCUGAUGGCAAGGGGGUCAUUUCCAAGAGGGACUUCCACAAAGCGAUGGAGAGUCACAAGCACUACACACAGUCAGAAACAGAGUUUCUUCUGUCUUGUGCGGAGACCGACGAGAACGAAACCCUUGACUAUGAAGAGUUUGUCAAACGCUUCCAUGAACCUGCUAAGGACAUCAGCUUCAACGUCGCCGUCCUUCUGACAAACCUUUCCGAGCACAUGCCCAACGACACUCGGCUGCAGACGUUCCUGGAGUUAGCGGAGAGUGUGCUGCAUUACUUCCAGCCCUUUCUGGGCCGCAUUGAGAUCAUGGGAAGUGCCAAGCGCAUCGAGAGGGUUUACUUUGAAAUCAGCGAGUCCAGCCGAACCCAGUGGGAGAAGCCCCAGGUCAAGGAGUCCAAAAGGCAGUUCAUAUUCGAUGUGGUCAAUGAAGGAGGUGAAAAGGAGAAGAUGGAACUCUUCGUUAAUUUCUGCGAGGACACCAUAUUUGAAAUGCAGCUGGCGGCUCAGAUCUCGGAGUCGGACCUGAACGAGAGGUCAGCGAAUAAAGAAGAAAGUGAGAAGGAGAGGCCCGAAGAGCAGGGGCCCAGGGUGGGUUUCUUUUCCAUCCUGACGGUCAAGUCGGCCCUGUUUGCUCUCAGGUACAACGUCCUGACCCUGAUGCGAAUGCUCAGCCUGAAGAGCCUCAAGAAACAGAUGAAAAAGGCAAAAAAGAUGACCGUGAGGGACAUGGUAACAGCCUUCUUUUCGUCCUAUUGGAGUGUUUUUAUGACCCUCUUGCACUUCGUGGCCAGUGUUUUCAGAGGCUUUUUCCGCAUCGUUUGCAGCCUGCUGCUGGGGGGAAGCCUGGUAGAAGGUGCUAAAAAGAUCAAAGUCGCAGAACUCUUGGCCAACAUGCCAGACCCCACCCAGGACGAGGUUCGAGGGGAUGGGGAAGAGGGAGAGAGGAAACCUGUGGAAACCGCCCUGCCCUCAGAAGACCUGACAGACUUGCAGGAACUGGCAGAGGAAAGUGACCUUCUUUCGGACAUAUUUGGGUUGGAUCUGAAGAGGGAAGGAGGACAGUACAAACUAAUUCCUCACAAUCCAAAUGCCGGCCUCAGUGACCUGAUGAGCAGCCCAGUCCCCAUCCCUGAGGUUCAGGAGCAGUUUCAGAAGGCAAAGGAAGAGGAAAAGGAAGAAAAGGAAGAAACCAAAUCUGAACCGGAAAAAGCUGAGGGAGAAGACGGAGAGAAAGAAGAGAAAGCCAGAGAAGAGAAGGGUAAACAGAAGCUGCGGCAGCUGCACACACACAGAUAUGGAGAGCAGGAAGUGCCAGAGUCAGCAUUCUGGAAGAAAAUCAUAGCGUAUCAACAGAAACUUCUAAACUAUUUUGCUCGCAACUUUUACAACAUGAGAAUGUUAGCCUUGUUUGUCGCAUUUGCAAUCAAUUUCAUCUUGCUUUUUUAUAAGGUCUCCACUUCCUCUGUGGCUGAAGGAAAGGAGCUCUCCACUCGAAGUUCAAGUGAAAACGCCAAAGUUAGCAGCCUGGACGGCGGCUCACACAGGAUCAUCGCAGUUCACUACGUCCUGGAGGAGAGCAGCGGCUACAUGGAGCCCACGUUGCGUAUCUUAGCUAUUCUACACACGGUCAUUUCUUUCUUCUGCAUCAUCGGAUACUACUGCUUGAAAGUCCCGUUGGUUAUCUUUAAGCGAGAAAAGGAAGUGGCACGAAAGCUGGAGUUCGAUGGGCUUUAUAUUACAGAACAGCCUUCAGAAGACGACAUCAAAGGCCAGUGGGACAGACUCGUAAUCAACACACAGUCAUUUCCCAACAACUACUGGGACAAAUUUGUUAAAAGAAAGGUUAUGGAUAAGUAUGGAGAGUUCUAUGGCCGAGACAGGAUCAGCGAGUUACUUGGCAUGGAUAAAGCAGCUCUGGACUUCAGCGACGCGAGAGAAAAGAAGAAGCCAAAGAAAGAUAGCUCCUUAUCGGCUGUACUGAACUCUAUUGAUGUGAAGUAUCAGAUGUGGAAACUAGGAGUCGUUUUCACUGACAACUCCUUCCUCUACCUGGCCUGGUACAUGACUAUGUCCAUUCUUGGACACUAUAACAACUUUUUUUUUGCCGCUCAUCUUCUUGACAUUGCUAUGGGAUUCAAGACAUUAAGAACCAUCUUGUCAUCAGUAACCCACAAUGGCAAACAGCUUGUAUUAACCGUGGGCUUAUUAGCUGUUGUCGUAUACCUGUAUACCGUGGUGGCAUUCAAUUUUUUCCGAAAAUUCUAUAAUAAAAGUGAAGAUGGUGAUACACCAGAUAUGAAAUGUGAUGAUAUGCUAACGUGUUACAUGUUCCACAUGUAUGUUGGGGUGCGUGCUGGAGGCGGCAUCGGCGACGAAAUCGAAGAUCCGGCAGGAGAUGAAUAUGAGAUCUACCGGAUCAUAUUCGAUAUCACCUUCUUCUUUUUCGUCAUUGUCAUCCUCUUGGCCAUAAUACAAGGUCUAAUUAUCGAUGCUUUUGGAGAAUUAAGAGACCAGCAGGAGCAAGUCAAGGAAGACAUGGAGACCAAAUGCUUCAUCUGUGGGAUAGGCAAUGACUACUUCGACACGGUGCCACAUGGCUUUGAAACCCACACUUUACAGGAGCACAACUUGGCCAACUACCUGUUUUUUCUGAUGUAUCUCAUAAACAAAGAUGAGACAGAACACACAGGACAGGAGUCAUAUGUGUGGAAGAUGUAUCAAGAGAGGUGCUGGGAAUUUUUCCCAGCAGGGGAUUGUUUCCGGAAACAGUAUGAAGACCAGCUAAACUAAACUCAGACCCCGAUCACCCCUAAAACCAAGCCCUCCCCGCCACAGUCUCUCUGCUCUCCUGGAAACAUCUUCCUGAAUUCGUGAGUGGGCAGCGUCAUGUGCUUCCUGGGAGCAUCGAAACUGUUUCUGAAGACCUGACUGUGUUUUCCCCCCACCUCAUGUAUUUUCCUUGAGAAUAAAGACUGAAGAAUAAUCUAAAUUCAGACACAGACAAAAAUAGGAACUCUGCAAAGAAAACCAUUCUGGACACUCUAUCAUAACUCACAAGACAGAUUUUCUUGGGAGACUCUGGGAAGUCUCCUUGAGCUGCGGGACCUUCACAGACAAGCGUGCCAGCCACACUCACCCGGCUCCCUUAUUUCCCCAUCCUGAAAGGAACCGUCGAGGGUCACAGCCACUGCAGCACUUAACAGAUUGCCGUGGACAGGGUCGCAAGGGAAAUAGUGCCUUACUAUAUGCGGGUUCAGCUAUGCAGAAGAUACGUGCAUGACCAACAUCUUUAUUUUCUUUACGUCCACCUUUUUUUUUCUCUUAGAUUGAUUUUGUGAGGUUUUCUUUUUUUUUUUUUCCUUUGGUGGGGGAGGGUAACAAAAGCAGUUUGUUCACAACUUUUUACAAAGACGGGUGCAGUGUCUCAGGAUGGAAGGAGGCUCUUAUUUAGCUAAAUUCACAUCUACCCUCCCCAAGUGCUCCUGCUCUUAUUUUAAUAAUGCUCUGAUGCAGUGUUGCAACUUUAUGAAAUCUUUGUAUGAAAACAAAAAGACUGCAAAAAAUACACUCGCAAAAGAAAUAAUUCAUUGCAUGUUGAUUAUGCAAGUUUAAACGAACAAAGAAAACCUUCCGAAGCAAGUUGAUCCACGUGAGAGAACUUUCAUGAUAAUUAUAUUCAUAGUAAUAAAGUGUCGUGGGCUUAAUCGUAUAUUUGGAGCCAGUGUCAUCCACCAACAAUGUGAUACGUUAUGAACUUGACAGUAGUUUUGGGUUUUUCUCUUUCUUUCGGCCACCUGUGAUCAGUUGUUGACUAAGGACUUCUUGUCAGGCCAUUUUUUUUAAAUAUCAAAGCUGAAGCAAUAUCCAUUCAGGGAUCUCAUCAGUUGCAUCACAGAACACGGAUGAUGAUACAAAUCACUUCAGUUUUUCCAUUUUGAGUCCUUUUAAAUGUAAUGUUAAUCUUUACAAUUAAAAGAUUCAGAACGGAAGCAAGGUCAUUUUGCAAACAUUUUUGCUCUUUUAUGACAAGUCUGCUUGUUCAUUUUAGAAUUGUACAACUGCUCUGAUUAAACUAUUUAACUAACUUUCU
Messenger RNA from Galeopterus variegatus (Sunda flying lemur), 12405 nucleotides. It is a transcript of the gene RYR2, whose product is annotated as ryanodine receptor 2 (cardiac). Gene Ontology annotation, molecular function: protein binding; calcium ion binding; ryanodine-sensitive calcium-release channel activity. Gene Ontology annotation, biological process: calcium ion transmembrane transport; intracellular calcium ion homeostasis. The transcript is spliced from 76 exons. The record is from RefSeq and is a predicted model, not a curated record. Lineage: Eukaryota; Metazoa; Chordata; Mammalia; Dermoptera; Cynocephalidae. Bases 87 to 11105 code for a protein of 3672 amino acids. Gene Ontology annotation, cellular component: calcium channel complex; sarcoplasmic reticulum membrane; smooth endoplasmic reticulum.